Molecule: messenger RNA, 1066 nt
Organism: Grus americana (Whooping crane)
Lineage: Eukaryota; Metazoa; Chordata; Aves; Gruiformes; Gruidae
Gene: CLPP
Product: caseinolytic mitochondrial matrix peptidase proteolytic subunit
Exons: 8
Coding region: 71-1066 (331 amino acids)
Biological process (GO): protein quality control for misfolded or incompletely synthesized proteins
Cellular component (GO): endopeptidase Clp complex
Molecular function (GO): ATP-dependent peptidase activity; ATPase binding; serine-type endopeptidase activity
Source: RefSeq, a predicted model, not a curated record
AGGGCACGUGGGGAGGGAGGGGUCGCGCUCUGAGCACUUCCGGGGGGGCGCAAAGCGCUUCCGGGGCGCCAUGGGGCCCGGGGUGGCGCGCACCCUGCGCCUGGCCUGGGGGGUCACCGCCCGCCGCCGCCUCCACGGCACCGCGCCCGCCCGCGCCCCCCCCCUCAUCCCCAUCGUGGUGGAGCAGACGGGCCGGGGCGAACGCGCCUACGACAUCUACUCCCGCCUGCUGCGCGAACGCAUCGUCUGCGUCAUGGGGCCGAUCGAUGACGGCCUGGCCAGCCUGGUGAUCGCCCAGCUCCUCUUCCUCCAGUCCGAGAGCAACAAGAAGCCGAUCCACAUGUACAUCAACAGCCCCGGCGGGGCGGUGACGUCAGGCUUGGCCAUCUACGACACGAUGCAGUACGUGCUCAACCCGGUGUGCACGUGGUGUGUGGGGCAGGCGGCCAGCAUGGGCUCCCUGCUCCUGGCCGCGGGGGCCCCGGGCCAGCGCCACGCCCUGCCCAACGCCCGCAUCAUGGUGCACCAGCCCUCGGGGGGGGCGCGGGGCCAGGCCACCGACAUCGCCAUCCAGGCCGAGGAGAUCCUGCAGCUCAAGCGCCAGAUCAACGGCCUCUACGCCAAACACACCGGGCAGCCCCUCCCCGUCAUCGAGGCGGCGAUGGAGCGGGACCGUUACCUCAGCCCCGUGGAGGCGCAGGAGUUCGGGCUGCUCGACCGGGUGCUGGUGCACCCCCCACCCCGCGGCGAGGACGAGCCCCGGCUGGUGCAGAAGGAGCCCCCCCCCCGCCCCCCCCGUGCCCCCCGACACCCCCCCGGGGCCCUGACACCCCGCACGGGGGGGGGUUGGGGGGGGGGUUUGGGGUGGGGGGGGGGGUGUGGCGUGUGUGUGGCAUCGUCGUCCCCCCCCCAACCCCGCGCGAUUUCGCUGUACCCCCGGCAGGAAUUAAAGGGCUGCGGACCCCGACUGAAAACUACAUUUCCCGGCGUGCCCCGCGCCGGGCGCUCAUUGGCCGCUGCCGCCAUCCAAUGGGAGGCGGGGGGCGGGGCCAGGCGGGGGAUUUGA